AUGGCACUCCCUCUUCCAGUUAUCCGGGGCGGUGCGGGGACGGCUUCUCCUCCUGGCCCGGGGCACGGCUACGAGUCCCCGACCGAGGAGAACUAUCGCGAGUAUUUCGCAACAGCACCAGGGACUAUGACACCGGUCUCUCAAAUUCAUGUUCGGUCUCGGCCGGCACUUCCUACUCGACCGUCAUAUGUGGCUGCCCUGCCCCCUGAUCCCCACGUUCUCAGUGCAAGCCUAGCUGCUUUGGACGAUGUAGUUGCCACGGCUGAAAAGAUACCACCAAAUUCCAAGGUUUCUAUAAAGGAUCGUAUCAAAUGUUAUCAAUGGACUUAUUUUACAAUGGUGCGGUCGUUCAAGCUCCCUUCCGGCCAGUGCCCAGCAAGCAAGAUUACUCACCGAACUCGUAGACUAUGGCAACCGGAGGUGUUGCGAAUGUCAUAUAUGGCUGUACUGGGGUACACCUCUGCCUGGGUGAAUGGCUUUGGACUUUUCUUUUAUCUGCUCAACAUUGUUUUAUUUUUAAACAACUGUGUCUGUAUAAGCGUUCGCUUUCACCUCAUGCGAGGCAGCUUUAUAAAAUCCUUUACUGAUCAAUUUGAAUGUUUGUUCAUUCCCGCAUUUUAUGGCGUUGAGCAUUCCGGAUUUUGGCUCUUUAAAACCCUGCAGGUUUUAUUUUGGUUUUAUGUCGCGUCGAGUGUCCUCGCUAGUGCUGGGAUAGUAUUCCCAGUCCACACGAUGACUCCCACAUGGGUCUUUCCGGCAUACCCUCUUCUUGUAAUUGCACCAUUCGCGGCAAACUUGAUCGCCGCUGCCGAACGUUCUGGUAAUUUAUGGGUGCUAAAUAAGCCUGCUGUGGCAAUGUGCGCUGUCACUCUACAGGGAACAGGGUGCUUAAUUGCCUUCAUGAUAUCUGCUGCCUUUAUUUACAGACUGAUGACUCAGAAGCUACCUCGAGACAUACAGCGGCCUGGUGUUUUCAUAUCAAUUGGUCCAUAUGGCUUCACUGCCGCUGGGAUAGCCUCCACUUACUGUCUUGGCUCAUCCCGCUCAUGUUUAUUAGUGCAACUCGGACAGCAAGCCAACCUUAUCGUCCCUCCUGGUUUCUUGGGGUCUGAGUUGACCGUGGAUAUUCUCAAAGUCUUGUCUGUUUUGGUUGGCCUUUGGUUUUGGGGCCUCUGCAUAUGGUUCUUUCUCGUCUCGCUUGGCUCACUAUGGAAGUAUGUUCGUACGGGAAGCUCGAUUCCAUUCCAGAUGACUUGGUGGUCGUUUGUGUUUCCCAACACCGCACUUGUUACGGCUACCCAAACCAUGAGCAAGGUCUUCGAUAGCAAAGGCAUUCACAUUUGCGCUUGUGUUUUGACUGUGGUUCUAAUUAUUGUGUGGGUUGGUGUCUUUAUCACAAUGUUGCACUGUUUGAGGACCAAGAAACUUCUUUACCCCAAGCAGAACAAAUAG
Messenger RNA from Clonostachys byssicola, 1452 nucleotides. NCBI's taxonomy places the organism in Eukaryota, Fungi, Ascomycota, Sordariomycetes, Hypocreales, Bionectriaceae. The record is from the annotation of a GenBank genome assembly.